Molecule: messenger RNA, 1788 nt
Organism: Myzus persicae (green peach aphid)
Lineage: Eukaryota; Metazoa; Arthropoda; Insecta; Hemiptera; Aphididae
Product: E3 SUMO-protein ligase PIAS2-like
Exons: 2
Coding region: 1-1575 (524 amino acids)
Biological process (GO): protein sumoylation; regulation of transcription by RNA polymerase II
Molecular function (GO): transcription coregulator activity; SUMO ligase activity; zinc ion binding
Source: RefSeq, a predicted model, not a curated record
AUGAGUAAUAUCCAUGAUGAGACUUGUAGAAACAUGCUGGCUCAAUUCCGGGUUAAUCAUUUGAAAUUCCUUUUAAGAACUUUCGGACAAAGUAUGGCAGGACGAAGAACUGAAUUACUAAGACGGGCAAUGGAAUUAAUAAGUUCCAAGCCGGCUAACCUUAACCAUAUGGCAUAUCUAUCAAAAAUAUUUGAUAUGUACCAUUCUAUAAAUCAAGAAAGAACGUACCGACGACGACGAUACCCUCAACAAUCAGUGCAAGUGCCCCGUGCUAGAUUACCACAGUUUCCGUCGGAAGUAGAAGGACUCGCACGUGGUUACCCUACAGGUGCAAAAAUUUUUUCUAGAAAUACUGUGGCUAACAAUCACAUUCAGUAUGCACCUGGCAGUUAUCAGCCAGUUAGACCACAAACUGUUGUUCAACCGCAAUUGCCCACAAAUCAACAAAAUACAUCAAACCUUGUUUUGAAUUCACCGUCUAGUGGAAACAGUAAUGCUUCUGCUUCCAUCCCGUCUCCUCAAAUUGUAGCCAAUUACAAGUUCACAAAGCUACCAUUUUAUGAAGUUAUAAAAGAUAUAAUCAAACCAACUCUUCUCGAUGAUACAAGUAGAUGUAUUUUAUCAAAAUGUCCUGAAGGUACGAGAGAACACGAAUUCAAAUAUACUAUGUCAAUUGAAGAUUUAAAUUAUAUUGCAUUGAAUCGUGACAUUUCCUAUGGCAAAUCUAAUUACCUAUUCAACUGUCAGAUUCGAAUUUGUCAGUUGGAUCAAAUUGUGAGUACUGAGGUAACUGAUGAGUUGCCCAAAGGACUUAUUAUUAAAAUCAAUGGUACUGCUUGUCCAUUGCCACCUUUUCUCCCGGCAAGACCAGGAAAAGAGUCUAGACUAACUUCUGGACCUAUCAAUUGUGCUCAGAUUUUACAGCUUAAUCCAAUUUCUCCAAACAGAAUCACUAUAUAUUGGAUUCCUGAUGGGAAAAAAUACGCCCUGGCAAUGUAUAUUGUAAAACAAAUAAGUGCAGAUACUUUGAUAAAAGAACUUCGUGUUAAUAAAGUGAGGAGUUCAGAUGAGACAAAAAAUUAUAUCAUUAAAAAGUUGACAUUUGUCGAUCCAGAUUUGGCAUCUACAUCUUUUGGUUUUUCUUUGGUGUGUCAAUUGAGUACAGUUAAAAUGAAGCUGCCGGCAAAAUCUAUCCAUUGUAAUCAUUUACAGUGUUUUGAUGCCGCUACAUUCAUUCUAAUGAACGAGAAAAAUCCCAAAUGGAUAUGCCCAACGUGUCAUGAAUCUUGUUUGUAUGAUGAAAUUCGAAUAGAUGGUUAUUUUUUGGAAAUUGUUGAAGAACUUGCACUUCGAGACGACAUCAAGGAAAUCGGCCUUUUGGAUAAUGGUUCAUGGUUUAUACCUGAAAAGUGUAAAGACACCAAAAACAAGAAUAGUAGUAUUGAUAAUACAGUUAUUGAAAUAGAUGAUCUUGAAGAAUCCACAGAGUCGAUAGAAGAACCUAGGCCAGGAUGUUCAAAAUGGCAGAAACAUGGAAAAUUGGAACAAUCUAUUUUCGAUUUGACAAUAUAUUAGGACGAAUAACCAUCAAAACAAUAUUAGCCAGUUACUAAAGUUAAAUUAAAACCACAAGUUCAAGUACAGCCGCAACAAGCUGUUACCAGUGUUCAGAACAAAAAGUAAUUGAAAUAAACAUUUUGCCGGUCUUUCAGUUCCUAAUACUACAAUUAUUGAAGCCUCUUAAUUAAUAAAAGGGCUUUGCCACCUCUAUCCCCCAUAUUGCUUACA